This is a messenger RNA of Orbicella faveolata, 1723 nucleotides long. RefSeq names its product proteasomal ATPase-associated factor 1-like. The record is from RefSeq and is a predicted model, not a curated record. Lineage: Eukaryota; Metazoa; Cnidaria; Anthozoa; Scleractinia; Merulinidae. Gene Ontology annotation, molecular function: protein binding.
AUGAUGCGUUGCGUGACACAUCGACGUGAGCAGCCUUGUCUGGACUCUUAUCGACAAUGGCAAAUUAUCCAAUCAGAUGGCGAGAUUAGUAGUAAUUGUGGUAAAAACUAUGUUAUCCUCUUAUUUCAGACUUGUCUCACCCUAUCAUUUCCAGAAGAGGGAUAUUCUACAAAGUUUGUUCCACCAAGGACUGUUUUUGCAAGUCUUCACAAGAAGAGCAUUCGAUGCAUAGAUGUAUCACCUGGAGGGGGACUGGGUGUGUCUAGCGGGGAUGAUGGUACUCUGCUUAUUUGGGACACCAGUAAUGGUGUUGUAAGGCAUGAUCUCCAAGGGCACAUAUCAGAUGUGAACACUUGUAGGUUCUUCCCAUCAGGGAAAGUUGUUCUUAGUGGUGGAGCUGACUUACGGCUUAAAAUCUGGUCUGCCGAAGAUGGAAAUUGUCCUGUGACAUUGAAAGGCCAUACAGGAGGAGUUGUUGAUACAGCAAUAGUUGAUCGAGGAAGGAACAUUUUGUCAUGUUCUAGAGAUGGAACUGUUCGUCUGUGGGAUUGCGGAGAAGCCAAGUGUCUGGCAGUUGUGUCCAAAAGUGACUGUCCUGUAAAUUCAUGUGCAUUAACAGAGCUUCAUGGAAUGGAAAACACAUCGGAGAACCAAACAAGUGAACGCGAGGUUGGAACUGAAGGAAAAUUACUCCUGCUUGCAAAGGAAGACGGCUUUCUUGAUGGUGUUGAUGUGUAUAAUAGGAAAAAGGUUUUUCAGUUUAAGUGUCCGUCAGCCGUGAACUGCUGUGCAUUUUUGUCGGAAUAUGAAGCUGUCGGUGGAACAGAGGAUGGAUGCCUGUGGAUUUUGGACGUGAGAUCUCCAAGUUUUCCAGUUGGUGUAUUUCGUCGUUCAGCUUCGCCCGUACUUUCUCUCUCAAAACUUGGCGAUCGCGGAUUUCUAGCUUCUACAGGAGAUGGGUCCUGUUUUUGUUGGAGUGCAGAACUGUUAACCCAAGGACGAAGAGGAGAAGUAACAAGCUGGGAGUUGAUUGGUCCUGAUUGUGACCCAGUGUAUAGCAUUUGUAGAUCUGCCAACACGGUGUAUUCCGCUUGCCGAGACGCGAGCAUAAGAAAAUACGUGUUCAAACAUUCGCAACUCUCCAGUUAAGUCUGUGCAGAUUCUUGAAGCAUUCAACAUAACCCAAUAUUUAUGGUUGACAGGCAAGGCACGCAGAACGCAUUUUAUACUGAUGAAAAGUAUGAAAGGGGAAGAUCAAAAGUUCCUUUCACUCCAAGAAAUGCUAUGAAAUAUAGACACGAUUACGAAAAAUCAGUUUUAAGACAAGAAUAAAACGUUUCACUUCAUUUGAACUGGCAUGCAAAAGUUCAACCAAGCGGUGUUUUUGUUUUUGUUUUUGUUUUUGUUUUUCACUUUUUAGUGCAAAAUAGAACAAAAAACAACAAACAAAUAAGAAUUCUACAUUCGAAGGACACUUUGUCGUAAUCUUGUGUGAACAUCCUGACAUAAUAACAUAAUAGCAACAUAACAGCAUAAACAUAAUGACACAGAUAGUGACAACGAAAAAACUGGUUUCCUAUGCAUUUAUGUCGAUAUUCACAUUGCGAAAUAAAGCUAGCAUGUCGUUAUGUCGCUAGUGUGAACUACAAUUGUAGGCCUUACAGACCACGUAAUAUUCUCUAGAGAAUUGUUCCUUUAUCCAUCUUAAAAUUAUUCAUUCUUA